Molecule: messenger RNA, 2417 nt
Organism: Labrus mixtus (cuckoo wrasse)
Lineage: Eukaryota; Metazoa; Chordata; Actinopteri; Labriformes; Labridae
Exons: 12
Coding region: 754-2241 (495 amino acids)
Source: RefSeq, a predicted model, not a curated record
GAUAAUGUUAGCUAAACUAGAUGUUAACAUACUGAUUCAUUGCAGAAAUCGGUUAGUGAUGAAAAAUGAUGCAAAAAAGCAGAAGGUAAGACAGCCUAUUAUAUUCCAUGGUACUUUACAUUAAUGACUAUCUUCUUUGCGUUUGUAGAAGCUGAAUGUGCUGGUGUUACUCUUCUUCCAGGAAUUCUUUGAAAGGAGAAAAAUGCAACAGAAACUGAAAAACUUGGGUAUUGCUCUGCCAUCAUCACCUAGAGGUACCACCUCUGGUAGUAUGGACCUUGUGACUCUGUUUAUCGUCAACCAGAUUGCUGCUAAGAAAGAAAAUAAAGAUCCUCCUGAAGUGGCAGUUCUUGGCAGCCAUAAAGGAGGAUCUAAGCAUAAGAGGAAUGAAACUCUGGUACUUCCAAUGAGUCCCUGCUCGCCAUCACAGCUGGAUCUUGUUGAGAGCCAGUCUCAGUUUAGCAUUCAAGGAACAAGAAAAGGAAAGAAUAUUAUCCCACAAGGAUUCAAAAGUCGACAGCUGUCACCAGUGCUGGAGUCAGCUUUCUCAGACAACAGUGCAGCUGACUACCUGCCCCCCACAACUGACCCCCGCAGCCCAUUCUCCUCCAUCUCAUCAGCUUCCUCAGGUCAAUAUUGUGUUGCAAAGUUCUAUAUACAUCACACUCCUGAAUUAUUUUUACAACCGUAACUUCACAUUUUUUUGUUGAACAAUCAGAACAUUUAGGCCGAUCCACCAUUGUUUCCCCAGGAAUGUUCUCCAUGCAACAGGGAAAAAAGACACAGACACAGUUACCUCUGCACUAUUCUUCUCCAGCCUGGGACACCUCAACACUGGAGCAGACUGAGUUUCAGCCUUUCUCUCAGGCUAGAGGCAUGAUGGACAGUAACCCCUGGUCAAAUAGAUCAAACCCACCCCUCUACCAACUGGAGACACCCACAGCAGCCCAAACCCUGUUUGGAAGCCCAGAGAACUAUAUCACAGAGGCCAGAGACCAUGCAGAACACCAGGUCACCUUCUCUCUCCACCAACCAGAGGACACGGAGCCGGUGUUGGAUUUCACUCUUCACCAGGCAGAGAGGGAACAGCAGUUUCAGGAAGAUGUCUUUAGGGGCUUCAGCACUGAAGAAUGUGGAGUAGAUGUUUCUCAUGUUGGGAGAGGAAAGUCAAAGAUCUAUCUCAAAGAUGAAACACCUGCCACAUCUUCAACACCACAAACUGUCCCUGACUCACCAGGCAUGGAAGUAGAGCUCUCCAACUGCACAGACAUGAACUGUUCUUGUCUUCAACACAACUAUGGUCCAAUGAGUGGCUGUGACAUGUCACCAAGUUACCCUUGUGCAAAAGGUUACCUCAGUUCCGACUCAGAUGAUGAUCAACAAUGCUAUCAUUCUUGUCCCUCUGCUGUCUCUUCAUAUAUGGACCAAGUCUGCUGUGAAGUUAGCCAUAAUUCAAACCUUGGCUUACAGGACAAUGAACAACAAAGGCACAUCCAAUCAAGGCUUCCCACCCCACCCCUUAAACCCCAAAUCAACCUCAUAGAUAAUCAGGAAGUUAUAGAGUACAUGGCUGGCUCAGAUAAAGGUGUGGGAAGUAACAGACAACAUACAGGAAGUGGCACAGCUCAGUUUGAAUCGGAGCUGUGCAAGAAAACAUCCAAUGAAACUCAAGAUGUGGGAACUCAAACUGAUGACAAACCCACGGCUGAAACAUGUGAUUCCUCCACUCAGUGCAGCUUGGUUUUACACAGUGCAACCAAAGCCACUGCAUUCAACUUGUGCCUGCCACCUUUUGAUCUGCCAGUAAUGCAUUCAGCCACAAGGAGGCAGACUCAUACUACAUCAGGGCCAAAUACACAGGCAGUGUCAACAGGCAAUGGAAGGAAUGGAGGGAAGCACAUGCCCUGGAACAACAAGAAAUCCAGAGCCAGUUCCCUAUCAGAAAACAAGAUUAUAAACAAAUUCCCUGCUAUCAACAGUGAUGGAAAAGGGAUCCCACAGAGACCCAUAAACCCCUUUCUAGAUGUGCUGAGCAUGACUUAUGGCAAAGGUGAGGAGAAUAGAGAGGGCAAAGAUGAGAGAGUGCAAGAAGAAAAUGGCCGGCUGAUGAAAGAUCUGUCAAAUGAAGUGAGGGAGGAGGUCACAUGUGCCACAAAGGUAAACAGACUCACAGAAGAGACCCAAACACUUCAGGAAAUAGUCGACAUUUUGCUCUUGCUCAACCAGAGGAAAGAUGAGUGACAGUCAGAAGGAAGGAAUUAAAGCAAGGCAGAUGGAUGAAGGCAGAAGGAAACAAGCUGUUUCUGUAUAGUUCUCUAUUUAACAUACUAUUUAAGUUCAUUUUAUGCAUGUUUACCUCAUAAACUAUAGUGUGCUAAUGUUUUGAAUAGAGACUGAAAUAAAGCCCCAAAGCGUUA